This is a messenger RNA of Sesamum indicum (sesame), 1578 nucleotides long. RefSeq names its product ubiquitin receptor RAD23c. Gene Ontology annotation, biological process: proteasome-mediated ubiquitin-dependent protein catabolic process; nucleotide-excision repair. NCBI's taxonomy places the organism in Eukaryota, Viridiplantae, Streptophyta, Magnoliopsida, Lamiales, Pedaliaceae. Gene Ontology annotation, molecular function: ubiquitin binding; polyubiquitin modification-dependent protein binding; damaged DNA binding. Gene Ontology annotation, cellular component: nucleoplasm; cytosol. The record is from RefSeq and is a predicted model, not a curated record.
GCUACCGUUUUACUUUGAUAUUUUCCCUUCCCUUUUUCCUCUCUCUAAAAUUUAUACACACAAAUAUAUCGCCGGCGGCGGCAAGGGAUCGGAGACGCCUUCUUUCUCGGUGCAUACCGACAAAGAAAAAAGCUAAAGUCCGAACGAAGAUGAAGAUUUUUGUGAAGACCCUGAAGGGCUCGCACUUCGAGAUCGAAGUGAAACCGGAGGACACCGUGGCAGAUGUGAAGAAGAAUAUUGAAACAGUUCAGGGUUCUGAUGUUUACCCAGCUGGUCAACAGAUGCUUAUCCAUCAAGGCAAAGUGCUCAAGGAUGAGACGACACUGGAAGAGAACAAAGUUGCUGAAAACAGUUUUGUUGUGAUUAUGCUGACCAAGAAUAAGGCUUCAUCAAGUGGAGCUGCAACUGCAUCUGCUGUGGCAUCGAGUACGUCCCAACCUGUGAGUAAUACAUCUCUGCCAACACAACCCGUAACAGCAGCUCCUUCACCUGCACCAACUGUUGCUCCUCUGCAAUCAGCUCCUGAAUCUGCUCCAGUUCCUGCUCCUACCCCUGCUUCCUCCACGGAUGUGUAUGGUCAAGCAGCAUCAAACCUUGUUGCUGGAAAUAACUUGGAGGCUACUGUUCAACAGAUUCUUGAUAUGGGUGGAGGAAGUUGGGACAGAGAUACAGUUGUUCGCGCACUGAGGGCUGCAUAUAAUAAUCCAGAAAGAGCAGUUGAAUACCUUUACUCUGGUAUUCCAGAGCAAGCAGAAGUCAAUCCUGUGGUUCAACCUCCUGCUGGUGGACAGCCUGUGAAUCCUCCAGCCCAGGCUACACAAGCAGCAGCCCCUGCCGGUGGUCCUAAUGCGAAUCCUUUGGAUCUUUUUCCACAGGGUCUUCCAAACAUGGGUUCAAAUGCAAGUGCUGGCACCUUAGAUUUUCUUCGCAAUAGUCAACAGUUCCAAGCAUUGCGAGCCAUGGUGCAGGCCAAUCCUCAAAUAUUGCAGCCUAUGCUUCAAGAACUCGGAAAGCAAAAUCCACAACUUGUCCGAUUGAUUCAAGAACAUCAGGCAGACUUCCUACGCCUAAUAAAUGAACCUGUUGAAGGGGAAGGGAACAUACUAGGUCAACUCGCCGAAGCAAUGCCACAGGCUGUGACUGUCACACCUGAGGAGAGGGAGGCAAUCGAACGUCUCGAAGCAAUGGGGUUUGAUCGAGCUUUGGUAUUGGAAGUGUUCUUUGCAUGCAACAAGAACGAAGAGCUGGCUGCAAACUACCUCUUAGAUCAUAUGCACGAGUUUGAUGAGUGAAGCCAGUUAAAUUAAGUGGGCUUCUUUGAUCUCAUCAGUUUACUUUGUUUAACAAACCCUUUUUUAUCGCCGCGUGGAUUAAUUUUUAUUUAUCGUUCACAGUGGCUUUCCUUGAACUGUAUCAUUUGGAUACACAAGUAGAAUGUCGAAAAAAUUAAAUUCUUCCUAAGGGCCUUUGUCCUUUUGCUCUUUUUUAGUUUCUGUUGCACAAAAACUGCUGUUUGCACUGGGUUUUAAGUUGUUUAAACCAUUUCCAGCAAUAUUAUUUUACCUGCUAAGAAUGUCU